Molecule: messenger RNA, 1071 nt
Organism: Fulvia fulva
Lineage: Eukaryota; Fungi; Ascomycota; Dothideomycetes; Mycosphaerellales; Mycosphaerellaceae
Product: Guanine nucleotide-binding protein alpha-3 subunit
Exons: 6
Coding region: 1-1071 (356 amino acids)
Biological process (GO): adenylate cyclase-activating G protein-coupled receptor signaling pathway
Cellular component (GO): heterotrimeric G-protein complex
Molecular function (GO): GTP binding; G-protein beta/gamma-subunit complex binding; GTPase activity
Source: RefSeq, a predicted model, not a curated record
AUGGGCGCUUGCAUGAGCAGCGGCAGCAAUGAGGAUGGCGAUCAGAAGAAGCGCAGUCAGAUGAUUGACCGCACGCUGGAGGAAGACUCGAAGAAGCUACGGCGGGAAUGCAAGAUUCUGCUGCUGGGUUCGGGCGAGAGUGGGAAGAGCACAAUCGUGAAGCAGAUGAAGAUCAUACACCAGAAUGGCUACACAACAGACGAGCUGGCAUUGUACCGACACACCAUCUACAAAAACCUGAUUGACUGCGCCAAAGCCCUGAUAGGCGCCAUGCGACAAUUCGACAUCGAGGUCGAAGACUCCGCGAAGCGCGAAUACUGCGACUUCAUCAUGGAGUAUGUAGUGGACCCCGAUCCGCAACAACCACUCGAUACGAGGGUAGGAGAAGCCAUUGCGGGCAUUUGGCAGGACAAGUGUAUACCGAAAGUCUUUGACCACCAAAACGAGUUCUAUCUGAUGGACUCAGCGCCAUAUUUCUUCGAAGAAGUGACGAGGUUAGCGGCGCCCAACUACAUACCCACCGAAGCCGAUGUACUACGAGCGCGAACGAAGACGACCGGCAUAUAUGAGACACGGUUCCAGAUGGGCCAGCUCAGCAUACACAUGUUCGACGUCGGAGGUCAACGCAGUGAGCGGAAGAAGUGGAUUCACUGCUUCGAGAAUGUCACGUCGAUCAUCUUUUGCGUGGCACUCAGCGAAUACGACCAAGUUCUCCUAGAAGAGAGCAGUCAAAAUCGCAUGAUGGAAUCACUGGUGUUGUUCGAUUCAGUCGUGAACUCAAGAUGGUUCAUGCGAACAUCGAUCAUCCUGUUCCUGAACAAGGUCGACCUGUUCCGGGGCAAGCUCGCCAAGUCGCCGCUGGGUAAUUACUUCCCUGACUACUCGGGCGGCAACGAUGUAAAUCGCGCGGCCAAGUACCUUCUCUGGAGAUUCAACCAGGUGAAUCGAGCACACCUCAAUCUCUAUCCCCACCUCACACAAGCAACGGACACAUCGAACAUCCGGCUUGUAUUUGCCGCGGUGAAGGAGACGAUAUUGCAAAACGCUCUCAAAGACUCGGGCAUUUUAUAA